AUGUCCACACCGCAGUACAGGCCUCCGAAGGAAAUUCAAGAUUUGCUAGACAAAAAGGAGCAAGAACAGGCAAAUCAGCGCAGGCGCACCGCUGUGCUUCCCAAACGCUCGUGGAUUCAGCGGAACCCACGCCUGUUCCAGAUCUCCUUCCUCACCGGCUCACUGCUGAUCUUUUUCUCCAAGCCCCUGUACGACUGCUUUAUUGCCGAUCCGCUGCCGCCGCCGGAGGUCAAAGUGCCGCCUCACAAGCGCUGA
This is a messenger RNA of Drosophila teissieri, 255 nucleotides long. RefSeq lists its product as uncharacterized. Bases 1 to 255 code for a protein of 84 amino acids. NCBI's taxonomy places the organism in Eukaryota, Metazoa, Arthropoda, Insecta, Diptera, Drosophilidae. The record is from RefSeq and is a predicted model, not a curated record. The transcript has a single exon.